Molecule: messenger RNA, 1636 nt
Organism: Daphnia pulex (common water flea)
Lineage: Eukaryota; Metazoa; Arthropoda; Branchiopoda; Diplostraca; Daphniidae
Product: homeobox protein EMX2-like
Exons: 3
Coding region: 265-1521 (418 amino acids)
Biological process (GO): brain development; regulation of DNA-templated transcription; central nervous system development
Molecular function (GO): DNA binding; DNA-binding transcription factor activity, RNA polymerase II-specific
Source: RefSeq, a predicted model, not a curated record
GGGGAUCAUCAUUCGACCACAGGCUCUCUCACAGUUCAGACGUUCUCUCUUUUCUUUCUCUCUUUGACUUCCCUGUUCAAAAGUGAGUGCACCCCCCAGUUAAACAAACAAAUUUCGGCCAAUCAAUUUUCAUUCAUUUCCGGUUUCAUUUUGCCAAUCAACGGAAGAAAUUCAUUUUCGGCCUAUUAUUUAAAAAAAAACAAACAAAAGUUCAAAGUUCAACCAAACCAACAAAUUGUCGACAGUGGUCCAGCGCAGUGUGACAUGACGAUCUUGACCCCGUCGACGAGCCCCAACAGUUGCAGCUCUUCACCUUCCGGAAUGGUUUCCGUUCAUCCGUCGCCGCUCUUCGUCAACCAGCACCUCCAGCAUUUGAUGCACUUCAACGGCCUGAGCAACAAGAGCAGCGGCCUCAACCAGUUCGCCAGUGCCAUGGAAGACCAGCCGAAUAAGGCCAGCAGCCGGGCCUCGCCCAUCUCAUCGACGACAGUAGUGACGGCCAGCUCCUCAUCGCCGCCCGUCGUCAGUCCACCAAAGCCUAAAAUCGGUUUCUCCAUCGACUCGAUCGUGGGCACGGCCAGCAGCAGUUCCAACAACAACCGCCCGGCCUCGUCGUCGUCCCAUUCCUCGGCUUCCGACGGAAGCCGCUCGGCCAGUCCGCCCGAUGUUCCUUUGCUGCCGGCCAGCAACAAUCAACGACUUGUGCACCACGAAAGCGGUUUCCAGUCGGUCAGCCCGCGUCCGGGCUCGUCCGGCGGCACUCCGGUUUCGGUCCGCUCUGAACCCGAGUCUUCGCCCAUCGUCGCACCUCCUCCGCAUCCGCAAAUGAUGCCCGGAUGGCCUCUGCCUCCUCACCAGCAACAACAGCAACACGCAGCCAUGGGGCCGGCCUACUUUGAGGCCUUGGCCAGCAUGCGAGCCCUUUACGCUCAGCAGCAGCAGCAGCCGUUCCAUCCUCACAUGAUGAUGGCCGGACCUCCGCCUCCGCCCGGCGCAGGCAAUCACCCCUGGUGGCUCUUGGCGCAGGCUCGCCAGCAGCAACAGCGGCUAUUGGCCGUCGCCGCCCAUCAACGUUUUCCCGCCGGUCCAGGUGAUUUGGCCGGAUUCCUCCUGUCGCCGUUCCGCAAGCCGAAGCGCGUGCGAACGGCCUUCUCGCCCAGCCAACUGCUCAAGUUGGAACACGCGUUCGAAAAGAAUCACUACGUCGUCGGAGCCGAGCGCAAGCAGCUGGCCCAGAAUCUCAACCUCACCGAAACUCAGGUGAAAGUCUGGUUUCAAAAUCGGCGCACCAAGCACAAGCGUGUCCAGCAGGAGGGUGACGAUCCAGCGCCAGGCAGCGGCAGUAAGAAAUCCGGCGGUGGUGGCGGCAACCACGCCGGCUCCUCCGAUCAGAUGAUGAUGAGCGACGACGAAGACAAUUCCGACAUUGAUCUCGAAGUGUCAGACGACGAGGAUUUCCUCCACCACAAUCCGUCGGCGGGUAAUCAUCCGCACCACGAUCGCCGGAUGAUUUACAGUUGAUUCCCACGUUGUUGACCGAGAACGGACAACACGACACACACACCACCGAAUGUUUUUAUCUUUUUCUUCUUUGAAAAUUCUUCUCGACUUCAUUAUUGUAAUUUUCACAUGCAAA